AUGGACUUGAUUGAGUCUGCUGGCCUAGUCAAAACUGUUGUCCAUCUGAGUAAAUGCUAUGAAACGCUGGUCAAAGAGUUCAUAGUAAACCUCUCUAAAGAAAGGUCUGAUGAAGCUCAACCUGAGCUUAAAGUCUCUGAUAACAAGGUAUACCAAGUUAUCACUACAAACCAAGUUAGGAGUUGGCCAUUGAAAAGAAAAUUGUCUGCUAGUAAACUAAGCAUGAAAUAUGCAAUACUGCAUAAGAUUGGGGAUGCUAACUGGGUGCCAACAAAUCACACGUCUACUGUCUCAAUUGUUCUUGGAAGAUUUAUUUAUGUUGUUGGUACAAAAGCAAAGUUUGACUAUGGUACCUACAUUUUUGAGCAGACCAUGAAGCAUGCUGGUAGCUACAGUGUGAAAGGCCCUAUAGCAUUUCCUUAUCUCAUAUGUGACAUCAUCUUAAACCAGCACCCAGGUAUCUUGGUUGACAGUGAAUCUAUUUGCAAAAGGGAAAGUGCUCUGUCAUUCAAUUAUAAACUGUCUCAGGGAACACAUGUCCCAGACAUUGUCAUGACAUCAGCUGAGACAUCCAGGGGUGGAUCAUCAACUAGUAAAGCUGAAGUCAUAGCAAUGAUGAAAGAGACAUGCAAAGAGCUGGAGGCAAGGAAGAAAUCUCUUGAGAAGAUGAUCAACACUCUAGAGAAGGAUGGUAAUGAGGAUUUUGCAGGCACUGCAGGGACAGAAGCACAAUAUGUAUAG
This is a messenger RNA of Vicia villosa (hairy vetch), 741 nucleotides long. RefSeq lists its product as uncharacterized. The record is from RefSeq and is a predicted model, not a curated record. The coding region runs from base 1 to 741 and encodes 246 amino acids. The transcript is spliced from 2 exons. NCBI's taxonomy places the organism in Eukaryota, Viridiplantae, Streptophyta, Magnoliopsida, Fabales, Fabaceae.